Messenger RNA from Phytophthora nicotianae INRA-310, 2142 nucleotides. RefSeq lists its product as hypothetical. The record is from RefSeq and is a predicted model, not a curated record. NCBI's taxonomy places the organism in Eukaryota, Oomycota, Peronosporomycetes, Peronosporales, Peronosporaceae. The transcript has a single exon. The coding region runs from base 208 to 2010 and encodes 600 amino acids.
AAACGGGGAGGGGCUCCGUCGACACGAGGUCAAGCAAGCAACCCUGCGAGCAGGUCAUUGCUGGCAUUUGCACCUCGAACUUCGAGUCGAAGGUGACGGGAUACGUACACGCCCACCCACCGGCGGUAAACAACUCGCUGGUCCGUCAUUCCCCAUUUCGCCUCCUACCUCUCGCACUCUCAGGCGACCCACUCACCUCGCCACCUUAUGCAGUACAGUGCAGACUUGGACCUCAUCAGUUCGUCACCUUCCUCGCUCUACACCGAGGACGAGGUGUUGACCUUCAAGCAGGAGCUGGCCUCGGUCUCCGGCGCGUCACCGACAGGCUCCAGCAGCUCCAACUCGACGCUCGCACUCACGUCCAUCAGUGACACGACGCUGCUCACAGCCGCCGAUAUGGACGAUGAUAUCUUCGGCGCUUAUUUGGGCUCUUCCGGCUCCGCUCCUGACGCCCCCACGGGUUCAUACCUAGAUCUAUACUACUCGACGCCUACGACGCAAGCUCCUCUGGGCUUCCCGCCCUCAGCAGUGAGCAACGGCCUCCCUCCGUCUGGUGCUGGCACUCCGUCGACCACGAGACAAAGCGGCGUUAAGCGCAGCUACGACAGGAUGGCGACGCCCUCAACUAAUGACAAGACGUCUCCCACGACGGCUGUAGCCACGUCCAUGUUGGCUAUGCGCUCGAAACCUCAGAAUCCGGUGGUGCACACAGGAGGCAAUACCGUCAACAUCGGUCGACGGAAUACACCGCCAGCUACUGGAGUGAAGAAAGAACAAGAAGACAGUAAUGCCACGACGGCCACUAAGAAGACUAAAGUAUCACGUGAACGGCAACUUAAGAUCAACGCGGCGUCUCGACGUUGCCGUAAGAAGCAGAAAUUGGAGCUCCAGUUCCUUCGCACGCACGUCGUGGAGCUCCAGGCAGCUCUAAAGGACCAGGUCAACUACUUACAAGGCCAAUUAUCGCAACAACAACGCGCAGCUCGUCUCUCUCACUUCGUAGACGACAGUAUGAGGAAAGUGGAGGAGAUGAGCUCUGGAGCGCGCCCAAGUCCGGCAGCGACGCCCACGGCUCCGCUCGUGUCCUUCAGCUCGGAUCUCUUGCCGUUCAGGACGGAAGAUCACAGUGGAGAAGACACAGACGGCACACAUAGUAACGAUCCUGUCAACCACAUUGAGACUGACGAUGCUAGCAGCGUCCACACGAUCGACCCGGCCACAGGCUACUCGUUAAGUGACGAGCGUAAGAAGGAACUGCUCAAUAUCGCGUCCUUCGUACGUGUAAACAUCAGCUUGGAGAGCAGCAGCUUCGCACCGGAAGUGAUCUCGUGUCUUCCGAUCGAAAUGGACGGCUGGCAACUGCGUCUCGCUAUUACAGAGAAGAAUUACACGAUCCACAACCAGAAAUUCUUCCCGUGUAAUGUCAGGGACAUGUUCGACUUCUGCUGGGAGACGAAUGUGGCUCAGAAGAUCUCCAUCAAGCACGGUAAGAAGCACUACGUUGUGGUUACUCCGCUGGAUCAAGACGUGGCUCACGUGUACUCCAAGACCACGGGAAAAUGGUCAUUGAAUGUCCACGGAGUCCCCAAUGUCAGCUACAACAGCAUCGUGUGUCGAAGAUUCAUGCCGGAGGAACAGCGGGCUAUUAUUUGUCAACAGAGCGUCUUGGAGGAGCGCGAUUUCCAGGAUGAGACCACGUUACCUUGGCUCUUUAAGCGGUGGGUUGUCUUCCGGCCACAGGUCCAGGACGGCGUCGAAGGAACUUUUGUAGAGGCCUAUCGCACCGCCAGCUACGCCACUGGGAGACUCAUUUACAAGGAAAACAAGACGUACGACAGCUUCUGCGAACACUUGAUCCGACGCUACGCCGAGUCCAACUCGCUCUUGGAGCGUAUGAUGGCCCAGGACAAGCGAUUCGCGCACGCCUUCGACGCUAGUGUGCGCUCGGGCGCCGAGGCUGAGUCAGCCACUGUAUCCGACCGCAUGAUCAAGGAUCUGCUGCUCUUCUGAGCCAAUAUUUAAAUGCAUUUCUUGGCGAUAAGAUGUGUCUAAGUAUCUAUUCACAAAAUGUGCUUAAGGCCUGCUAUCACUGUGGUGUCUAUGGGUUUUGGCAGGUUAAAGGUACAUGUGUUUGUUCCUGGG